AUGGAAGGUUUGCGCGUGGUCAGAUGUGGAAAUAGACGUGGAUUCCUUUGGCUUCAGCAGAACGCUCGCGUGGAGAAAAGCCUACUUAUACGAGUACUUCCCUCAACAUCCCCACAAAACAUGCUGGAGACGGUCGACUUUCCAAUUCUGCUUGUGCCGCUCAUCUGUCUCUGUUUAUACUUAUACAUGUUCUAUAAUCCUCGCCUCUCGAUCCCGCCUGGCCCUAAGCCCCUGCCUCUUCUCGGAAACAUCCUCUCUAUACCAACACACAGACCAUGGGAAACAUAUGCCUUAUGGGCUCACAAGUAUAAGACCGACAUAGUGUCUGUUCAGGCACUCGGCCACCUAACCCUUGUCGUCAACACUAUCGAGGCGGCUAAAGAGAUGUUCGAGCGUCGCUCGGGAAUUUACUCUGACCGCCCUCGGAUACCUAUGGUAUACUUAAUGGAGUGGGACUUCAACAUUGCCUUAAUGCCCUACUCAGACGGAUGGCGCAUGAGGCGCAAGAUGCUUCACCAAUUUCUCCAUUCUGGGGCCGCCACGCAAUAUCGUCCGCUGCAGAAAAAGAGCGCAGUCAAGCUCAUGAAGCUGCUAAACACGAGCCCUGAAAGCUUCGCGGAUCAUGUGAAAUAUUUCUCAGGGUCCAUUGUAAUGUCAAUCGCUUAUGCACACGAUAUAGCUGAGUCGGGAGAUCGGUAUGUCGAUAUCGCCGAGAGAGCAUUUGAGAAAUUGUCCGGCGCUAUGUUUCCGGGCGCAGCAGUGGUCAACGCGCUUCCAAUAUUGAGGCAUCUUCCGAAAUGGUUCCCGGGCGCGGGAUUCAAGACUCAUGCGGAGGAGUGUAUUAUGUUGACACGAAAAAUGAGACACGUCCCGUUCGAGGCUGUGAAACGGAGCAUGGUGAGCUCUCCCCUCAAUGACAGCGAGCUUGUUGGAGAUGAGGCAAAGGGAGGCGAUGAAACUGAGGCGGUAGCUAUCAUGGAUGCCGCAGCACUGGCAUACGCCGGCGGAACAGACACGACAGUGUCAUCAAUCAACUUUGCAAUUCUUGCACUCGUCCUGCACCCUGAGGUGCAGCGUCGUGCGCAAGCCGAGAUCGACAGCGUCGUCGGUCGCGAGCGUCUUCCAGAUUUUGAAGAUUCACUUCCUUACAUUGAGGCUCUGUGUCGAGAGGCCUCGCGUUGGGGCGUUGUUACACCUCUAGGCGGAGUGCGUUGCGCCUAUAGAGAUGAUGUAUACCGAGGCUGGAAUAUUCCGAAAGGGACAGUGAUAUUCUUCAACUCGUGGGCUAUGUUACACAAUCCCGUGAAAUAUCCAGAUCCGGAUUCGUUCAAGCCGGAACGGUUUUUUAAAGACGACGGAACCUUGAACGACGAUGAUGUGCAAGCCGCAUUCGGAUUUGGCAGACGGGUGUACUCGGGACAAUACCUCGCCAGAGCCUCCAUCUGGAUAAUGGUCGCAUGCACACUGGCGUUGUUCGAUAUCGAGCCGGCGAAGGAUGCAACAGGACACGAAAUCCCAAUCCGAGUUGAUUAUACCAAUGGUUCAAUCAGUCAUCCAUUGCCCUUCGAGUGUUGCAUACGUCCUAGGGACAAGAAGGCUGAGAAAUUGAUCCAAGGGCUCUAA
Heterobasidion irregulare TC 32-1 is the source of this 1623-nucleotide messenger RNA. RefSeq names its product cytochrome P450 monooxygenase 59 (gene cyp59). The transcript has 14 exons. Lineage: Eukaryota; Fungi; Basidiomycota; Agaricomycetes; Russulales; Bondarzewiaceae. Bases 1 to 1623 code for a protein of 540 amino acids. The record is from RefSeq and is a predicted model, not a curated record. Gene Ontology annotation, molecular function: oxidoreductase activity, acting on paired donors, with incorporation or reduction of molecular oxygen; monooxygenase activity; heme binding.